Molecule: messenger RNA, 2328 nt
Organism: Hyalella azteca
Lineage: Eukaryota; Metazoa; Arthropoda; Malacostraca; Amphipoda; Hyalellidae
Exons: 2
Coding region: 58-1851 (597 amino acids)
Biological process (GO): developmental process; regulation of transcription by RNA polymerase II
Molecular function (GO): DNA-binding transcription factor activity, RNA polymerase II-specific; protein dimerization activity; RNA polymerase II transcription regulatory region sequence-specific DNA binding
Source: RefSeq, a predicted model, not a curated record
UGUGCCGAGUGCGCCACGGGGAGUGAGUGUGAGGUGCAAGCAGCCUCCUGUGCCAGCAUGUCUUCUCUUGGAGGACAUCGACUGGUCCCCAUAAGGCCUUCCCCUCAGAGGGGAAGCGAAGGAAAACCCCCACCGUUCGUUUCAAGUGCCUCUCAGUCACCUAAUGGGUUCACUCCUCCAAAUAUAUCUUUCAAACGCAAGUUUUCAGACGACGAAUCGGACGAUUCUGACGCAGAAAGCUGCAAACGUAAAAUAAAUUUUGCCGUAAAUUAUGUCGUGUCGCCCCAACCUGUUUCCAUUUCUAGAAGAAAUGCUAGAGAAAGAAACAGAGUAAAGCAAGUGAAUAAUGGUUUUGCUGCACUUCGCCAACACAUCCCCAGUGCUGCUAAAGCCAAAAAAAUAAGUAAAGUUGACACCCUGAAGCAGGCCGUCGAAUAUAUUCAAAACUUACAACAGCUGCUAGCGGAGAAUGAUGAAGCCCUAAUAAGAGAGCAGCAACAAUAUAUGAACGGCUACGCUUCCGACAUGUCAGAUUUCUCCCAGGACAGGAUAGGGAACGAAAGCCUCCAACAUCAGACAAUGCAAAAUAUUUUUGCAGGAGGUUCUAAUUACAUCUUCCAGCCCUAUAGCCCUGAUGACGAAAAUAUUUCCCCGACAUCUUCUUUUUCUGACCAAAACUAUUCUCCUGAGCCACAUAAUUUUUCUUGUUCGCCUCUUAUCACAGGAACUAAAUUCAAUUUUUCAAAUCAACUGCCAGUUCAAGAAGAAAUUUCGUCGACCGAUAAAUUUACUCCAACCAAGCAACCCAUGAAAUUUAUGACAUCUCCUUCGGUAGAGUCCAGUCCAAGUAUGUUGAAUAAUUUUCAAAAAAUUAGUAAUCAACAGAAAGGUAUUUAUCGGCAAGCAAUAGCCAGUUCACCCAAACAAUUUCAUCGGCCUCCAGGUGCCCCAGGAAAUGAGCUUUAUACAGUCUCCUCUGGAACAUCAUCAAAAGAACUAUGCAUUAACAAUCAGUAUGAUGGGAGUCCUUCAAAAGAAAUCUGCGAUUCUCGUCCUGACCUCUUAUCGAAAGAAAUUUACCCGAACAGAGAGGGUAAUCCAAGGGAAGACUGUCCAUUACUCACGCAAGAGAAUUCCCCUAAAGCUAUGUAUCCAAGAGAGCAAGUCAAUUCCUACAACAGGAAUGGACCACAAUCAGUUCUUCCUGUGGCGUCGGAUCCAUUCCGUGUGAAUCCUACAGGCUUGAAGGGCUCAAAUAUUGUGCACCACUACAGCUUGAGCGACAAAUCAAUAAUUAACAAUAUGAACAUAAAAUAUUUAGUGAAUUCAAACCCACUGGCAAGAAGUGUCAGAGUUCCAUUGAUAAUGGACGAUAACAAGAAUUUUAGUAACUCAGUGAACACCCGUGUGAUAAAACCUAUGCAAACCAUUUAUGAGAACAAGCAGUUGGAAAAUGGAAUGAACGCCACUGUCACAAAAGAAAUGGUUGUUGAUGAGAACAAGCCGCUCACGACGGCCGUGAACGUGAUUAACAUGGAGCCCGUGCCUGUAUGCAAGCCGUUUCUAAACGCAGUGAUACCAAGUAUCCACAAGCCUAAAUCAACAAAUGAAAACAACCAAUUUAUCGAUAUCCCUACAAGAAUGAAAAUACCGGUAACACCUCAAGAGGGCGAUUGCCCAGUUCUCUCAGGGGAUCUUCCUCCUGAACAUCUAACAGACAUCGACUGUGCUAUGGCUUCGGGUUUUCCGUCCUUUGAAAAUAUUGAUGAAGUAUACAACGUCAUCAAUCCAACCUCACCCUUAGUGGAAGAGGACUUGCUAGACGCAAUCGACUUGUGGGAGAAGUGCUAACAGGAUGAUGCAGGCUGAAGCGAACUGCAAGAAAGAGUCUCAUCAUCUAGUCACAUCUACAACUUAAAAGACAGCAAUUGCUCCUGCGUUGCAAACUGCGAGCCAACAGAAUUGACGGUCGACUGGUCUCUAAAUGACACCUAUAUUAAUAGUUGAUCAUUUGUAAGCAACAUGUAAGGAGGCGAUGUUAAGCGCCACCUGACUAAUAAUAUUAUUAGUUUUACCUGGACCUGAGAACAAGAAUUUAUUGACUAAGUGGAUGAGGGAUAAGUAAGACACCCCUGUCCAGAGAACUUAUCUUGAUUCGCGCUGGAUACAUGAGAGUUACAUACAUACAUUAGAGUUAUAAGGCUAAGACGUCGACCGUUACGUAAAAGUAGCUCUAACAUGAGUUACAUAUAGCGGCGUACUUGUCAGUUACUGGGGGGCCUUACUAAGGUUCCCAGCCCUUUUAUAGCGUCACGACUUCCUCCCACU